Molecule: messenger RNA, 1976 nt
Organism: Penaeus vannamei (Pacific white shrimp)
Lineage: Eukaryota; Metazoa; Arthropoda; Malacostraca; Decapoda; Penaeidae
Product: pituitary homeobox x
Biological process (GO): regulation of transcription by RNA polymerase II; anatomical structure morphogenesis
Cellular component (GO): nucleus
Molecular function (GO): RNA polymerase II cis-regulatory region sequence-specific DNA binding; DNA-binding transcription factor activity, RNA polymerase II-specific
Source: RefSeq, a predicted model, not a curated record
CUCACAGACGCGGGCGAGAAGCCGUCCCAGUCCUGUUCCACGGAAUCGGACGACGACAAGAACAAGAAGAAGCGGCAGCGGCGCCAAAGGACGCACUUCACGUCGCAGCAACUGCAGGAGCUCGAGGCCACCUUCGCCAGGAACAGAUACCCUGACCUCAGCACUAGGGAGGAAAUUUCUCUUUGGCUCAACCUCAAGGAGGCCCAAGUCAGGAUCUGGUUCAAGAACCGCCGCGCCAAGUGGCGGAAGCGCGAGCGCAGCGCCAUGGCGUCGGCGAUGCCCGGCGACCUGAAGGGCGGCUGGGGCGCGCAGCUCAACGGCUUCGCGUGGCCCGACGACGGCCUCUACUCGGGCUACUCCUACAACAACUGGGCGCGCGUCACGCCGCCGCCCCUCAGCACCAAGAGCUUCGCGUGGGGCUUCAACAGCGUCAACAUGAGCCCCCUGAUGAGCCAGCAGCCGUCGGCCAUGUCGCCCAUCAACUGCUUCCAGACGCCCACGCAGGGCAUGGGCGGCUCCACCUCGGCGGCGGCCGCGGCUGGCAUCAUGCAGACGUCGAUGGCGUCCAGCCUCGGCUCCACCAGCGCCGCCGCCCGCCCUGCCCUACCCCGCCCCACGCCCCCGUACGUGUACCGCGACCAGACCUCCAACAUGUCCACCUCCUCGCCUCCCUCCCGCCUCAAGGCCAAGUCCCACUCCCCGGGGGGUUCUCCUACCCCCCGUGUCCCCGCCAGAACUCCCUCUCGGCCUGCCAGUACUCCAUGGGCGAUCGCUCCACGGUGUAAGCGGCGGCGGCGGCGGCGGCGGCCGACCUGAAGGACCCGUUCGGUCGCGGCGCUGACGAGCCCCUUGCCGCGGGGCAGCGUGCAAGCGUGCGACGACGUGUAGCGCUGCCGCCUGCACCGAGCACCUUGGCCUUCAGCGCUGUCUGAACCGCCGGCCCAACCCCGAGGACUUUGUUUUCUGAGGGGAAUGGAGGGGCAUUCUUACCAUCAUCAUCAGCCCUGGGUGAGUGGCAUUCGAUCGGGCACCAGCAAGCGCACUCGUCCUACAAGUCCCACUUACACAAAGGAAAAGGAAAUACGUGAUUUCCCAAUGCCCUUGCUGCUUUUAAAAAGUUUUACACGCGCGGGAAGAGAAAGGAGGAAGAAGGUCGUUAUUUACCUUCGCCGGGGAAGUCGGGCAGGUUUCAUAUGACGACAAGAAAGCUUCGGCCGAUCAGAAUAUAUCUUUCUUCUUCCUUGCUGGCGCGGGGAUUCCGCAGGACCUGAUUCGCGAGCGAGGGCUUCGCUCAGAACGAGACGAGGCUUCGAAAACGGCCUCCUCAUCCUGCUCGCUUUAGAUGCCGCAGAUACCCGACGAAGGAUAAUCUGGGCCAUAGGAUAUGAGGGAGGUUCUAGGCCGCAAGACACAAAGGAAUUCUAGGCCACAGAACAGGAAAGAAGAUUACACUUCAUAGGACGUCCAUACGACAUCUCCCCCUCCCCCCCCCCUCACCCGCGAGUCGAGGAGAGACACCGAAGCAUUCGAAGAGGAAGACGAAGCAUCUCGUGAGCGAUCGCAGUGGUUAUUUGUAACCGCUGUAAACUCCGCGAGUGGAAUUACCCGGAAGUGAUGUCCGCGCGAGGAAGACAAGACGACGAUUUCACGAUGAGGAAUAGGAGAAACCCCGAAUGAAGUGGAAUGGAAGUGUUCAUAUGGCGUAAAAGUGAUGGUUUUGUGUGCAUGCGAAGGAAAGGGAGAUCGACGAACAAGAAAACAAGUUUGCUUCUUCCUUUUUCUCUCAAGGCAUUGGUAAAAGAGACGAUUUUUUUUUUAUAUAUAUGGAAAGUUGUGGACAUAAGGAACAAUGAAAGGAAGUGAGCGUGUGUAUAACAAAGACAAAUACUUACAGUUACUCACAGCCAGUGCGACACUAUAUAGAAAAUAUAGUCAAAAGAAAAACAUAUAUGACAUGUAUGAAUUCUUAGACUACA